AUGUCGGCCGCCAUGAACCGGGCAGCGAGGGUUCGUCGUCGGCACCAACUGUAUCUCGCAUUGUCCCUGUCACGACAGAGAGUGUACCGGGACCGAGAGAACCCGCUGGAGUACCUGGAGGACGAGUUGGCUGGAUUUCCUAGGGUCGUGGGAGCUGUAGACGGCACGCACGUCCGCAUCCAGGCACCGUCGGAACACGAGGGAUCCUACGUCAACCGCAAGAACUACCAUUCGAUCAAUGUUCAACUGAUCGUAGCGACUGACUGUAGGAUCUUGGAUGUGGUCGCCAACUGGCCAGGAAGCACCCAUGACUCCCGGAUUCUGCGCGACAGCAACAUAGGCAGGGAGUUUGAACGUGGGGUCCACACUGGACUUCUUCUGGGGGACAGUGGUUACCCAUGCAAACGCUGGCUCAUGACUCCGUUCCUCCAGCCACGAGACAGGCCGCAAGCGAAUUACAACACUUCGCAUUCGACAACGCGGGCUGUCGUUGAACGGACGAUUGGCCAGCUGAAGCGGCGGUUUCACUGCCUUCACUCUGAACUGCGUGUUGCAACCCGGCACUGCUGCCCCAUCAUCACGGCGUGCUGCGUGUUGCAUAACAUCGCCAAGCAGUUCGGCAGCGAAGUGAGGGAGUCCCCCAGAGAUUCCGACGACGACGACCCUGUAAUGGUGCCUCGUUACGAGGGGCAGCAAGAUGGCUUCCUUUACAGGAAUGCAAUCGUGCGGCAGCACUUUACAUGA
Ornithodoros turicata is the source of this 744-nucleotide messenger RNA. RefSeq names its product putative nuclease HARBI1. The coding region runs from base 1 to 744 and encodes 247 amino acids. The transcript is spliced from 3 exons. The record is from RefSeq and is a predicted model, not a curated record. NCBI's taxonomy places the organism in Eukaryota, Metazoa, Arthropoda, Arachnida, Ixodida, Argasidae.